Molecule: messenger RNA, 488 nt
Organism: Truncatella angustata
Lineage: Eukaryota; Fungi; Ascomycota; Sordariomycetes; Amphisphaeriales; Sporocadaceae
Exons: 1
Coding region: 116-382 (88 amino acids)
Source: RefSeq, a predicted model, not a curated record
UUCUGGCACCACCAUAUACGAAUGCCGUCCGGCUGCUGAUUUGACAGCAACAGCGUAAACGCACUUCCCUGGACCAUUUCAGCAAUCCGGAGUCGGUGCAUACAACAUACCAACCAUGUAUUCAAUAAGGGUUAGAACGGAAACUUGGUUAUCAUUCUACAACAUACACCUAAUCUUAGUCGGCUUCAACAUUGGAGGAACUCACGUACAUAGCAUUUGGGACGACGAGCAGCUAUUAUUCAGUUCUGGUAAUAUUGCAUUGGGUUGCGGGUGUCUUCUUUUCUUUUUCUCAACACAUACACGAACUCUCCUUACAUUGCCCGACUUCCGACACGGGAUUCCGACUCCCUCUCAUUGGGACACCUGUUCCCAGGACCUCUGAAUCCAGACUAAGGCGCGGUAUACCCUGCGUUGCGUUGCUAAGCAGGCACUCUGUAAACUUUGACCAGCUUUGCAUUACUGCCAGGGUUAUAUACAAGUCGAUGACG